Molecule: messenger RNA, 548 nt
Organism: Microcebus murinus (gray mouse lemur)
Lineage: Eukaryota; Metazoa; Chordata; Mammalia; Primates; Cheirogaleidae
Gene: NDUFS5
Product: NADH:ubiquinone oxidoreductase subunit S5
Biological process (GO): mitochondrial respiratory chain complex I assembly
Cellular component (GO): respiratory chain complex I
Source: RefSeq, a predicted model, not a curated record
CAAACGUCGUGCUGCGAGCACCUUUUGCGGCAGGCGUCCGGGCUGCGAGCGGGUGAUCCUGAAGCGGCGGCCGGCAAAGAAGAGACAAGGACACUUGAGGCGUGACGCCAUGCCUUUCUUCGAUAUACAGAAAAGGCUGGGCCUUAACAUAGAUCGUACGAUGGCAAUCCAAAGUGGUGAACAGCCCCUCAAGUUGCCUGCUCGAUGCCAUGCUUUUGAAAAAGAAUGGAUAGAAUGUGCACAUGGAAUUGGUGCUAUCCGGGCAGAGAAAGAGUGCAAGAUAGAGCAUGAUGAUCUUGUUGAAUGUCUACUUCGGCAAAAAACGAUAAAACGUAUGUGUACCAUCCAGAAGCAGCGGGAUAAGCUAAUAAAGGAAGGGAAGUACACCCCUCCACCUCACCACAUGGGCAAGGAGGUGCCUAGGCCCUGAACGGAGCGGUAACUGAUGGCUGGAGGCUGAUUUUCAUGUUCUCCAAUCUUCACUGGAAAGAUGAUUUACUGAAAACCCCUUUGUCAAAUGUGUAAAAAUAAAGGAUUGCUCCAACCUA